AUGCCUUCCACCAAGCCUCCUAAUCCCUGGUUGUUUGCUGCCGUCUCUGUCUCGUCGUUGCUCACGUUCUAUCUUAUUCUCAAGCAUAGAGAAAAGUCGUAUCCUCUCUCUCAGCAGCCACGACAAGCAGAUCAUCCUCUUGUACCCCCCUUCAACAGAAAGGAUAGUGACAGCUGA
Molecule: messenger RNA, 177 nt
Organism: Guyanagaster necrorhizus
Lineage: Eukaryota; Fungi; Basidiomycota; Agaricomycetes; Agaricales; Physalacriaceae
Exons: 1
Coding region: 1-177 (58 amino acids)
Source: RefSeq, a predicted model, not a curated record